AUGAUCAGAUCAUUUCGACGUUAUCGUUUUGCAUUUCAUCCUGCUCCUAACCGAUAUGUUUGUUUACUGGUUUGUACGUUAAUUCUUUUAUUCAUUCAAUUUCUUCGGUGCACAACCAAAAAUGACUGUACACGUCUAUUCUUUUGUCCUGAUCGUCAGUUAAUUCUGUAUCCAGAAACGCGAAUGGUCGAAGAAAAUCAACAAACUCUAUGUAGUCAACGUUCGAAAGUUCGCGGUCGACACCAACAUGUCAUUGGCGUAUCCGCUUACCUGUCAGAACAAGAUAAUAAAGAUUUAUUAGCAGUUUUGAAAACGCACCUAUUUCAGUAUUUCGAUGAAGCGAAAGAAAAAUAUCCCGAUUGGAUCGUACGUGUUUACUACUUUUCUUUGAAUAUAACUCAACAAGAAAUUCUUCAAAUCGAAACAUACUAUCCCAAUGUAGAUCUGUGCGAUUCAACAAACCUUCCUUUCUUGGGAAAUGUCGUAUCAUGGUUACCAGGAAAAAUGCAACGUUUUCUUCCGAUAGUCGAUCCAUUUGUUGAUAUCUACAUGUCUCGCGAUGUCGACUCUCCUAUACUUGACCGCGAAACAACCAUUGUGCGGACAUGGCUGGAUUCCCAAGAGCACACUAUUCAUAUUAUCCGCGAUCAUCCUGAACAUACAGUACCAAUCUUAGGAGGUCUAUGGGGUAUUAAAACACACCGCGAACGCUCGCUAGUCAAAGAUAUUAGUCAGUAUUUACUUUCACCCGAUGUCGUUCGCUGCUAUACAGGUAAAGGCGAUCAAAUGUUCCUCGAAGAUUAUAUCUGGCCAUACGCAAAUAUACAUCGUGAUAUCACUCUGGAAUAUGAUAGUUUUCUGUGCAAAAGAUUCACUCAUGCCUUACCCUUCCCAAUACGAAAACAAUCACCCACUCUUUUCGUCGGUUGUCGUCGACCGAAUUGUACACUUGAUAAACAUCCGGAAUGCCCGAAAAGAUGCCGGCCAGCAGAUCAUCCUGAUUGGAUAUGGUGUUAA
Adineta ricciae is the source of this 1017-nucleotide messenger RNA. The record is from the annotation of a GenBank genome assembly. Lineage: Eukaryota; Metazoa; Rotifera; Eurotatoria; Adinetida; Adinetidae.